GGACCAAUCUGGGCGCAUUUACUCCUUCAUGGCGCACGUCGUGUACGUUCAACGAGGAAUAAUUAUCGCUCGCAUUUGACGCAGUGCGUUAGUCUGAUAUUACAAACGGAAAAGGACGUAAUAUAGUGCCGCGUGCAUACGCGAUACGCUUCCCCGAGCAAGUAAAUCCGUGGUUUCUAGUGCUCCGUAACAAAGAACGCGGCUAUCAGAGACACUGCUAAGAAAACUUGACAUUGGAACGGCCAUUUUGGCGUGUUGUUUCCUAAUCGAGUGCUCAGCUCGGCAUCGAUAUCCAUCCAUUUCAAGGAAAUAGAUAAUAUUUCAUCAUUUUCAAAAUGAUGACAGAACACAUAAACUCCAACCAUGUCCUGAACUCUGGUUUGAAUUCCAAAUCAGAUAUAGACAAAAUGGAUGAUGUUGGUUGGAAAGCGAAAUUAAAAAUUCCACCAAAGGACAAACGUGUGAAAACUAGUGAUGUCACUGAUACGCGUGGCAACGAGUUCGAGGAGUUUUGCUUGAAGCGCGAAUUGUUGAUGGGCAUCUUUGAGAAGGGCUGGGAGAAGCCAUCCCCGAUCCAAGAGGCCAGCAUUCCCAUUGCACUGUCUGGUAAAGAUAUCCUGGCCCGCGCAAAGAAUGGCACCGGGAAAACUGGGGCCUACUCAAUCCCAGUGCUAGAACAAGUCGAUCCACGAAAAGAUGUGAUCCAGGCACUGGUCAUUGUACCCACCAGAGAGUUGGCUCUCCAGACAUCGCAGAUUUGCAUCGAACUGGCAAAACACAUGGACAUUAAAGUAAUGGUGACUACCGGAGGGACCGACUUGCGGGAUGAUAUUAUGAGGAUUUACCAGAAAGUGCAAGUAAUAAUAGCAACGCCAGGAAGGAUUCUUGAUCUCAUGGACAAGAAUGUUGCUCAGAUGGAUCAUUGUAAAAUUCUAGUUUUGGAUGAAGCGGACAAACUCUUGUCGCAAGAUUUUAAAGGAAUGUUGGAUCACGUCAUUUCGAGAUUACCGCACUCACGUCAGAUAUUGCUUUACUCGGCAACGUUCCCGCUGACAGUGAAGCAGUUCAUGGAGAAACACUUGAGAGAUCCAUACGAGAUUAAUUUAAUGGAGGAGCUUACGUUGAAAGGCGUGACGCAAUACUACGCCUUCGUACAGGAACGACAGAAAGUCCAUUGUCUCAACACACUGUUCUCCAAGUUGCAAAUAACACAAAGUAUAAUAUUCUGCAAUUCGACACAACGUGUCGAAUUACUCGCGAAAAAGAUAACAGACCUAGGUUACUGCUGUUAUUACAUACACGCGAAAAUGGCGCAGGCACACCGAAAUCGCGUGUUCCACGAUUUCCGAGCAGGACUUUGCAGAAACUUGGUGAGCAGUGACCUGUUCACGCGCGGUAUCGACGUCCAGGCCGUGAACGUCGUGAUCAACUUCGACUUUCCAAAAAUGGCUGAAACCUACCUGCACCGCAUCGGACGGUCGGGACGGUUCGGUCACCUAGGCAUAGCGAUCAACCUAAUCACGUACGAGGACCGUUUCAACCUGCACCGCAUCGAGCAGGAGCUUGGCACGGAGAUCAAACCCAUCCCAAAGGUAAUAGAUCCAAGUUUGUACGUAGCGCGGCCCGAAGACAAUAACAGUAUGGAAGAGGGCAACGUGUCCAAGUAGUUCCGAUGCUUAAACGACGUUUUACACGCGCUCAAAGAGUUAACAAGUGUAAAAUGGUGAUCCGUGUGGCUCGUACACGUCUAUGGCAUAUGUACAUUUUUCGAUAUGCUUCGAAACUAACCGCAGAGUGAAACGAUUACACGUUCUCGCUCUCAUCGGGGGAAAAGUAUUGUCCGGGUGUGUUUAAAAAACAAAACAAAACAGUGUAUAAAGACGAAACAGUGCUAUGGACAUUUAGAUAAAAACAAAAAAGUGGUCUAUAUAGAGAAAACAAAAAAAUGUUGAAAAUUUCAAUUCAUAGUAAAUGCAGCGGAUAUUGAAAAAAAAAAUGAAUUUACUUGUAAAUAAGGCAUGGCUGAGGCAUUGAGACGUGCUCAGUGCGAUGGUGAACUGAUGCGGCAUGCCGGGUGCGAGUCAUUUCUUUGUACAUAGAUACAUGUAAAUGUACAUAAUCUAAAGCGCGCGCGUCAGAGUCAAGCCAUUAUCAACCCAAGCACAACAGCAUAAUUAACAUUUAAUCAUUGCAUUUUACCGCAGACUGUAAAUAUCACACGAGAGUAUCGAUCGUUUUAAUAGAUAAAAUUUUUAUACGACGGGCUUCAUACUUCCAACGUAUUUCCGUUAAAACCCAAUGGGAUACGCGAUUCGAAAAGUAACAAAAAAAAAGAGAGACGAUAAAAGCAACUUGGAUUCGCUGUUUUUUUGUAAAUAAAUCCCAUUGAUUUCGCAGCACGUGUGUAAAUUCUCCUUGAAUACCGCAGAUUCGAAUUAUCGUAUUCUUACAACCGUUUUGAUCAUGGCUUGAUUUUGCUACCCUGUCAAUGCUAUCAUACAACUCUGAGAUUCAAAUCACUUUUCACCGGAAAAAAAAGAGGAAACGCAAGAUUAUUUUUUCUUUCUACAAAGCAACAAGACUUUCUUUUCUUUUUUUAACUUAAUCUGAUAUAUUUUUUUUUACGAAAUCGUGAUUGAACGUCAGAGAUUGUAAAAUUGACUAGUUUUAUAUAAUUAUUUUUUAUAAAUAACUGGCUGGUGGCAUUUGUCGAAUUCCGGGAUUCGGUGGGUGGCUUCUAUUCGAAUAUUCACGUCUCCGUUCGUCAAACAGCGAUUAAUUUUCGACAGGACUUGUGAUCCCCUCGACAGAAUUUAGAUGAAAAAAAAAAUACAGUACGAAACGUGUAUAUAGCAUAAUAAUUUUUCACGACUGCCAAAAAGAGAAAUAAUAGAGCGUCAUUGAAUCCCGUUUUUAUCCCAGAUUUUUCUCUAUUUGAUACAUUUGUUGGUCGUGCGAAUGAAAAAGGUUUAGGAGCCCCGAUUUUCCAUCAAAUUUUUAUUGUCGCAAAUAUUUCAUUUGAGAGGAAGUGCACCACCAGCCAAGACGACCUAGGUUUAUGGAACGAAAUGCGUAUACAUUAAUAGGCAAUAGUAGAGUACUUCAUAUUUGAGGCAAACAAAAUUCGAUGAGGGAGUAGAAAAAAAAUAUGAAGCUGAACGGUUUCGAACGCGUUCAGGACAGUAAUAUCGGUUCUGACAUUCGCGAAUACCACAGGAGAAAAAAAUGUGACUGCUCGGAUAGAAUGGAAAUAUCGCAGAUUUUAUAAAAGACGAGGAGACGUUCGGACGUCGUAUAAGUCGUGCAAUUAAGCUCGGAAACAUUCUUUGACUCUUCGUUCGCUAUUGCUUAUCAAUGACAUGUUUAAAUAGCACGAGGCUGACUUGUACAUCAGAAGAUUCCAUCCUCUUUCCACGAGACAACCGGUAACAGAUCAAUUCUAUUCUCGAGAAAAAUUGACGUAAAAACUCUCACAAUUAAGUACUGUGAUUUAGAUUACACUGGACCGCGUUGGGAACCGUUCCUCGAUUGAAUAUAUAAUUUGAUACAUAACGACGUUUCGAUAUUGGAAAACACACACACAUGGUCACUCGCUCAUUCGCUCGCAAAUUUUACACAUCCAGUGUGGAAAAAAAAAUGGCAUUAUCAAUCGACUUACAUUAUUUUUGCCAGUACGAGGAGCAAUGUGAUUUUUGCAAAUCGAUCGUAAAACCGUUGUUACAAGCAAUCAGAUCAUAAAUGCUUGGAACAAUCGGGAUAAAUCAAUCAAGGGAAAUCCUUUCUACGUUCGGAUUAAAUCCCAACGUCGGAAGAAUGAUUAUUAGAAAUUGGCGAUGAAUCUUGAACAAAAUAAUUAUAAUAAGCAUCGUAUUUAUAACGAUUUAGGGGAAGACACUUGCACAGUGUUUUUUCAUUGCGGCUCUAUCUUUUUACCAAUUAAUACGUUUCCUUUUCUCGUACGCGAUGACGCUCCGGGUACGAAAGGACUUUUUGAAUUUUCCCUCGAGUGAAAUCGCGUACGAACUUCGUUCUGUAAUAUUGUAACCACUUUUCUUUCUGUACCUUAUAAUUUUUCCAUCGCAACACGUAAUUCAGUAAGGAACAGUAUUCCGGGCUCGAAGUGAUUACCGGUCUACGAUUAAAUUUUCCUCUUGUUUUGGUGGGGAGUUCGUUUGUCUUUGGCGAAGUCUUACUGAAUUAUAAUUCGAAGCACCAUUAGAUCCGGCCCACUCCGGAAUCUAUUUUGCGAACUAUAUUUUAAUAAUCGAUCUUUAAAAGAGUCAAGAGCGCGAAAUACAUUCUAUUAUUUUGCUGUUAUUAGGUCCGUUUUCGAGACACUAGAGAACGAGCUUAAUAACAGUGAAUUCUAAUUACUUUUUGGGAGGCAUUCGUUCGUAGAGAAACGCGACUAAUUUUUAAUCUUGGCUCUUUUUGAAGAAUACGUGUGAAAUCUCUAGUAGAGGGUGAUAAAAUACGUACAGACCGAAGGGAUUCCAUAACGAAAGCUUCUCCAUUUUCUACAUGGAAUCGAGUCAUCUUAAAGCGGAAUUUACGUUUCUCUUUGCCAACGUCCCCUUAGGUCUGUCGUGUUUCCAAGUGAAAUCUUGGAUAAGUAUCAGUUUUGGUAUGGAUGCACCUUUGUAAUAUGAAAGUGCUGGGAGUGUUAACAUCUUGGAUCUGUGGUACGUGCAUAGGCCCUUUUGGUCAUCGAGGAAAGGGCCGACAAAUAUUAAACGAACGAUUCGUAUACGGUGACGAAUUAUUACGAAUCGAUUCGUAUAUGGUGAAGGAAUAACAUCUUUCGAGGCUGCCUUCGGGAUCUUAGGUUCAUCGAAGUCAGCCUCGACGCCUCCACCUUUGCAUUGGGUCCUGAUCCAAUGCCCGACGAGCUGCGUACUAUGAAAAACGCCAAUAACAAUAGCUAAAUGAAUUCGGUCUCAAAUAACUAUAAAAAUGUCGAACGGUUUUGUAGUCCGGACAGCUCGUUCUUCACAUUGGAGCAAGAUCUCCAAUAAUUCGUAAAAAAAUAUUAAAAAAAAAUACAAAAAAAAAAUGAAUGAUUGAAACAGAGGAAAGUAUUGUCACAAAUACGUGACAAUUCAUCGUAAUUUACCACGAAAUUUUAUUUUAUGUUUAUACAAUAGCGAUCGGAAAUCUUUGAACAUUGUUUAAUUGCGAAUGAAUACAUUUUCCAAAAUUCUACUGUUUCUGUAUGAACAAUCUGCUCGAUUGUUUGCGACAUUUGUUUAUCUUUUGACAAAAGAAGAGAAAUGUUCGAAAAAUACUCUUGUGAAUGCAGCUCGCACAAUACCACGGACUUGUUUUUAAUCCCCAUUCGGACUUUCCUUUUUUUCUAAAUAUCUCCGAGAAGCAAUAAGAGUUAACACGUUGUAAAACAUCCAUGUGGUAUUGUCCGGUCUGCACACAAUUAAAAGACAAAAAAAAAAAUUAAAAAAAAGGGAGGAGGAGAAGAAGAGGAAGAAGAUGGUAUGAUCUCUGGAUGAUCGUAUAUGUUGAUCGAAUGUUUUUUUGUAUGAGAAAUUUUGUAUCAAUAAUUUGGAACCCCUCGUCUGUGUUGUCUAACGUUCAAUUUAACUUGAAAAUUCACGUGCGAGAAACAAAAGGUAAGAAGAAGAAGAAGAAGAAGAGGAAGAAGAGGAAGAAGAAGAUAGAAUUAUUUGUAAUUUCAGGAACGUGAAAAUUGUUUAUUUCUCAGUUUGUGUCGGCGUUAUAAAAGAAACCUUUUUUUUAUUUGUUUUCCCAAAGCACAGACCCUUAUUGAAAAAAGAGACAGAAUAAUAAUGAAAUCGAAGAACCGAUGUCAAUUUGUUUUCGAAAGGAACAAAACAGUAAAAUUUGAUUCUUAAUAAAAAUUUCCGGUUCAGUGUA
Ceratina calcarata is the source of this 5889-nucleotide messenger RNA. It is a transcript of the gene me31B, whose product is annotated as ATP-dependent RNA helicase me31b. Lineage: Eukaryota; Metazoa; Arthropoda; Insecta; Hymenoptera; Apidae. The record is from RefSeq and is a predicted model, not a curated record. Gene Ontology annotation, molecular function: ATP binding; RNA helicase activity; nucleic acid binding. Bases 336 to 1667 code for a protein of 443 amino acids. The transcript has 8 exons.